Messenger RNA from Blastomyces gilchristii SLH14081, 1088 nucleotides. Its product is annotated as NADH dehydrogenase (ubiquinone) 1 beta subcomplex 9. Gene Ontology annotation, biological process: mitochondrial electron transport, NADH to ubiquinone. The record is from RefSeq and is a predicted model, not a curated record. The coding region runs from base 270 to 689 and encodes 139 amino acids. The transcript has 5 exons. Lineage: Eukaryota; Fungi; Ascomycota; Eurotiomycetes; Onygenales; Ajellomycetaceae.
CUGAAACCGGAAUCGAGGUGGAUGGAUGCGGAACAGGAACAUCUUCUCUCCCGCCGUUGCCGGGCCCAGCCCAGCAUCACAACCACCGCCUCGAACGCUGUCUACAGGCAAAUAUCGCCCAGUUUUCCACCACUUUACCCGGCUCCCAAUUGGCGCAGCUCAAACAGGUAUCCAUACUGACGCUGUCUUGCCACUUAGCUGCGGAUAUUUUAAAUACUCAAUUAAUUGUCGCCUGGGUUGGGGCCACACACAAUUCUUCAUCCGCCAUCAUGACGCCCAACCCAACAGCACUGUCUCUCUACCGACGAUCCCUCAAGCUCGCCCUCGAUUGGGCCGUCCAUCGCCACCUAUGGCGUGGCCAGGCUGUGUAUAUCCGUUCGCUCUUCGAUGCAAAUAGGGAUGUGCGGGAACCUCGACAACAGAAGAUUUUAUUCCGGGAGACCGAGAAGUUGCUCGAUGAGUGGAAACACCCUGAUCCCUACAGAGCCCCGAGUGCCCCAGGCGGGAGCAAAUACGAGCGAAAUAUGGAAACGCCUAUCCUAGAGUUGGGCAAAGCACAACACGAGGUAAUGGAGGAAGAGGAACAGAGAAACCGCGAGACCGCAAGGAUCAACCAGGCGAGAGCGCAAAGGCAGAAAGAGGACGAGCAAGAAGCGAUCAGAUUCGAGAAUGCGCAGAACGGUCGGUGAUUUCGUAUGUGUGUUGCGUGUACGUGUGCAGCCCAGGGCUGCUGAGAGCUCUGCUAUGUUCUAUUAUUUUAUAGAGAGAAAGAAAGAAAAAGAAGAGACGUCUCAAAAAAUAAGCCCUUUUUAUGUAUAUAACUAAAUAUUUCCUUUGGGUUUGUCUUAUUUAAUCGCAAGUAUUUCUCGGUUACUGGUUGUUUUCGUUUGAAAUAGGCACAUACCAAUGAGUGCCAAUUCAGAAUGUGCCCUGUCGAAUACCAAGAAAAAAAAACCAUGCGCAGAUCAGAUCCUCCUUAUUAAUAGCAUGUCCUUUCUCGCUCGUAGAGUUGCAACUUAUCAAUGGCUCUCUUUGUUCAAUUCAAAAUGUGAAACAGCAUCACGGAUCCCCCUUUAGUCAAUGCUAGU